CCAACAGAGUCGAGGACGUGAAGGUGCACACUAGGUCUCCAUCUCAGCCUCUUAGUCGAAUGAAACCGCCUGCCUCCAGCCAGGGCUCCAUCUCCCCCCUCAAAUCCUCCAAAGUCCCAGCGUCGUCCUCCUCCUCUUCCUCCUCCUCCUCAGUCUCUGCCUCUGCCAAGCGAAUCGGCCGCUCUUCAUCUUCAUCCACCAACCUGAAGAGUCCCUUCAGUCGGAGUAUGUUCAGUACUAAAGCCGCCAUUUUCCACUAA
Messenger RNA from Danio rerio (zebrafish), 260 nucleotides. It is a transcript of the gene cdc14ab, whose product is annotated as cell division cycle 14Ab. Gene Ontology annotation, cellular component: nucleus; spindle pole; centrosome. The record is from RefSeq and is marked provisional. Gene Ontology annotation, molecular function: protein tyrosine phosphatase activity; protein tyrosine/serine/threonine phosphatase activity; hydrolase activity. NCBI's taxonomy places the organism in Eukaryota, Metazoa, Chordata, Actinopteri, Cypriniformes, Danionidae. Gene Ontology annotation, biological process: sensory perception of sound.